This is a messenger RNA of Sparassis crispa, 1575 nucleotides long. RefSeq names its product Delta 8-(E)-sphingolipid desaturase. Gene Ontology annotation, biological process: lipid metabolic process. The coding region runs from base 1 to 1575 and encodes 524 amino acids. Gene Ontology annotation, molecular function: oxidoreductase activity, acting on paired donors, with oxidation of a pair of donors resulting in the reduction of molecular oxygen to two molecules of water. The record is from RefSeq and is a predicted model, not a curated record. Gene Ontology annotation, cellular component: membrane. The transcript is spliced from 5 exons. NCBI's taxonomy places the organism in Eukaryota, Fungi, Basidiomycota, Agaricomycetes, Polyporales, Sparassidaceae.
AUGGGAGUUCCAACCACAACUUGGACUCGCGACCAGAUUGCCGCGCGUAUCCUCGCCGGUGAAGCCAUUUUUAUUCUCCACGGUAAGGUCAUCCGCGUCCCGUCCUCAUGGCUUACCGCGCACCCCGGUGGUACGCUCGCAAUUCUUCAUUUUAUCGGGCGGGAUGCUACAGACGAAGUUGAGGCGUUCCAUUCCGACGAAACUCUCGGGAAGAUGCAAGGCUACGCGGUUGGCACGGUCGAUCUCGGACCAGAGGGCUGGUUUCCUCUGGUUCCACCCAUCAUGAACGGCUGGGUGAGGAAGCUGGGCAAGGAUGGUGCGGAGUGGUAUAAUGAAGCAAGGGCAAUUAAAUCGUUGGAAGAUACGGAAUUAUCACCCGCGUCGCAAAUCUUGCUCGUCGAAAAAGACAGCAUAUCGCCUUGCAGUCCUACACUGUCUAUUCUCCAACCUCCGCCUACGCCGCUAUCCACUAAGCUUCAGGUCCAGCAUUCCAAAGCUUACAAGGCCCUCCAUAAGCGCGUCGUAGAUGCUGGUCUCUACAAGACUCCGUGGUUGACCGGAUACGGUCCUGAAUUCGUCCGUUACACCCUCCUCGGUGUACUCUCGGCCUACACGUAUUCCAAAGGGUGGAUCGUUCCCAGUGCGAUAUGCCUUGGUCUUCUCUGGCAUCAACUCACCUUCUUCGCCCACGAUCUGGGACACCUUGGUGUCACGCAGAACUGGGCGUUGGACCGCAUCAUUGGCAUAUUUGUCGCUGAUCUCGUCGGUGGGCUGAGUAUCGGUUGGUGGGUUGAUAACCACAACAUACAUCAUCUGAUGACGAACCAUCCAUCUCAUGAUCCCGACAUCCAGCACCUACCCUUCUUUGCCAUCUCACCAGUCUUCCUGAACUCGUUGUAUUCUACAUAUUACAAGCGCGUCAUGUACUUCGACUCCUUCAGCAAGGUGUUGAUAUCCAUCCAACACAAGCUGUUCCAUAUAGUCCUGAGUCUCGCUCGCUUCAAUCUGUAUGUCAACUCCUACAGUUUCCUUGCCAAGACUGCCUUCCAGCCCAAGCGCUUCAGAGGAGGCCGGUGGUGGUGGUGGCUCGAGAUCAUCUCCCUCGGAGUAUACGCGUCGUGGUACUCCGCGGUUGUCAAGGGAUGCGGGACCGUCGGCAGGGCGUUGUUAUUCGUUCUUAUCAGCCAUGUGGUGGCGAGCCCCGUCCAUGUCCAGAUUGUACUCUCCCAUUUUUCGCGCUCGACCGCAGAUUUGGGUGUCACCGAGUCUUUCGCCGCGCGGCAGCUCCGGACUACGGUUGACGUGAUUUGUCCUCCGUCCCUCGCUUUCAUCCACGGCGGUCUCCAUCUGCAGGUGACCCAUCACAUGUUCCCGCGCCUGCCCCGUCACAACUUGUUGCAGGCGAGCAUGCUUGUGAAGGAGUUCGCGAAAGAGCAGGGUAUGGAAUUUGCCGAAUUCGGUUUCGUCGAGGGGAACGGAGACGUGCGAGGAGUCCUGAAGCAGGUGGCAGACCAGGUGAAGAUUGUGGGUAUGGUAGCGGACGCGGAAAUCAAGGAGGCUAUGAUCUGCCCGUAA